AUGGAAGACCCCGACAUUUUCUGCGACAUCAGCCGGAUGCACCAAAAGCAAAUCACGAUUCACGCUGGGGACGAGGGUCUGGCGGAGACGGGGCGCGUCUUGUAUGUGGAGCCAGACUGGACGACGGACGAUCUGCUGCAGGCCGCGGGCAGGCGGCUAGACCUGGUCUCAACCCCGAAGAGGAUGUUCAAUUGCAAUGGUGAGGGCGUGAAGCUUCUUGAAUGCGUUAUAGCCAAGUGCCUACACGGCGACGUACUGCUGCAUUGGGGGGUUGUGCUGGGAGGCAUGGAGGUGGCCGACGUUAUGAUGAUCGAAGAUCGCGAGGUGAUAUUCUUCACGCAGGGUGGGGACUACGUGGCGCCGCUGUUGGCCGACGGGGACGAUGCGGACGGCGGCGGCUCAACCUCCGGCCUGCCUGCCGUGGUCGGUGCCUACAAGGUGAACGAGUUUCUGGGCAAGGGCGGCUUCGGAGAGGUGAGGGUCGGCGAGCACCAGCUCACAGGGGAGCGGGUAGCGCUGAAGUUCUUGAGGAAGAGCGCCAUCGCGGACAUGGGGGCGGCGGAGCGGACCACCACCGAGAUUCAGUGCCUCACGGCGCUGAAGCACCCGAACAUCAUACGCCUCGUGCAGCACAUCAACUCCUCGCAGAACGUCAUCAUGGUGUUUGAGCUGGCGGAAGGGGGUGACCUUUACCAGUUUCUCUGUGGAGCACCCGGGCAGCGUGUGGACGAGGAGGAAGGGAGGGCGGUCUUCCGGCAGAUCGUUAGCGGGGUGGGGUACGCGCACAACCAGCACAUCUGCCACCGCGACAUGAAGCUGGACAACGUCUUGCUUUCUCGCCCGGGCUGUCUGAAAGAGGUGAAGCUCGCUGACUUCGGGCUCAGCGACUUCUACCGCCCCGGCGCGACGAUGCGCACCAACUGCGGGUCGAUUUCCUACCUUGCGCCUGAGGUGUUUCGGGGAACGUCGAACGCCGGGCCUCCGCUAGACGUGUGGUCCAUCGGGGUGAUUCUGUUCGCGUUGUUGUGCGGGCGCCUGCCCUUCGAGGGGAGCGAUUUGCAGGGCACGAACCGACCACGAGAAGCAGCCAUCCGGCGCCGGAUCAUGGAGUGUCGAUACAAGCCUGCGGAGUCGCUUUCGCCAGAGGCUAAGGUGGCGAGAGGAACGAGGGGAAAAACAAUGUUUCAGGCAAAGGAUCUGCUGAGGAGGAUGCUGAAGCUGGACCCCAACGAGCGCGCGUCGAUCCCCGAGAUCUUCAACCACAGCUGGCUUCGGUUUCGAAAUGUCACAUCGCUCGACAACCAGGUUAUCGACUGGGUCACGCGGGGAUACGGGGGGGUCGAACAGCCCGCGGCUGUUGGCCCCGUUAUUGACGAGGUCGGGCACCCCGCCAGACUGCAAGGCGCCCGCCUCGCCACGAAGGUCGGCGCCGGCGUCUCCUCGCCGCUCGCAGAUCGUGCUCGAUCCUCUGGAGCCCAAGUCGCCCGGGUGUUCCGCGUGAUGCGGAAGCGAUGGGGGGAUUCGGGGGCGCUGCUGGCCCCGCAGAGUGCAAGAUGUCGUUGGGACAUCGAGGAGGAGGUGGAGAAGGACGAGGGGCAUCUGGUCAUGGUAGGGGGGGUGGGGGCAUCGACGGCGACGGGGCCGGCCGAUUUUACUCUCCGCACACGCGGAAGCGACAGCAGCGGCGACGAGUCGCACAACUCAAGAGUCGGACGAGGUGGGCGUGGGCGGGACUUUACGCUGACGAUGCACUCGGUUCGGGGCAGCCCCAACGGUGGCUCGGCGCACCCGGGGGGCGGGGGCGGCGGCGACGGCGGCGGUGGCGGCGAUGGCGGGAUAACGAAGCCAAUGAUUCGCAUGAACUCUCGCCUCGGUGCGACCCAUCCUGCCCGUUGCAAGACCCUGUCCGGUCUCGGCGGUGUCUCGUCGACCACUAUCAACGUCACGUCGGGCGGGGCCGUCGCUGUAUCUGGUGGUGGUGGAGGAAGCAUUACGGGAGGAGCAGGAAGUGGGGGAAGCGGCGGCGGCGGCGGCGGGGGCAAAAUCCGAAGCCGUACGGGCGUGAUGAAGUCGAGAACGAUGGACCUCAGCCACCACCUCUCGCAGCCGGCAGCGACGGCCGGCGAGCAGAGGUCGCAAGCCCCGUCAAGAUCUGUGUCGCCACUGCCGUUUCAACACCACGGCAAGCACGAACACCGACGGCGGGGAACGGUCCGUCAACGAACGUGGUCGCCAAGCGAAGCGGCGGCGGCGGCGACGCAACAACAAAGCGAUGAAGGCGAGACGUGGGGACAGGAAGCACCGGAGGGCGACAGACGGGACCAUGACGAGGAGAGAGACCAAGAGGGGCGUGAUGGGGACCGCGGCGGUGGCGGCGGUGGCGGCGACGGCCACCCAGGGGAGGAGAAGGGAACGGGCAUCCUGCCACCCCUGAGCCCGAGAAGCGCUACGGACACCGACCCCUACCGAAACGACGGGGGUCACGACAGCGGUAGUAGGCCCGCGCGACAUCGUACGGGUAGCAGCCCGCGCGGCGACGGGAGUGGGAGGCAUCGAGAUCACCACCAACAGCGGGAAGGACGAAAGUCUCGUAGAGAAAGUGGGAGCGGCAGUGGGAGUGAUAACUCGCCCCCUUAUCAACCUUCAAUGAGGCCCACAACGUCUCCCCCCAGCACCCCGGGCGGCGGCAACAGUAGAAGUAGAGGCGGAGGGGGUGAGUGGCGCGGCAGCUGGCAGGGUUGGGGCGGCUCCUGGGAUGGGAAAGAGGGAGAAGACGAAGACGAUCGUAAUCGCCGCGAUCCCGGCCAUCUAUUGCCGCCGUCGUCCAAUAGUCCUUUGCUCCGUGAAAAGCAGAGAGACUCCGUUGGCGAUAGCGGUGCAAACAGGAGAGACGGAGAGCACGAGAACGACGUUAGUUACGGGCGCCAAGGACCAUCCUCGCCCUCAAGGCUGCGCAAGUCUUCCUCCGAGGGAUUGAAGCUCCCGCAAUCACCGAGCCUCCAGCCAGGUGCGGAGAAGCUAGGGACAGCGGAGGGGCGUGGAGCGGCCAACAAAGGCAUCGCCCGUAAUAAUAACCUCAAGCGAUCUGUCACAACGCUAACCGUAGGCGCAACCUCAGCAGCACGAUCAGCAACAACAGGAGGCACCGAGCGAAGAAGUAGAGGUGACGAAGAUGAACGACAAGAUCGCAACGACGAGCGACCUGACGACGCGAAUGGCGCCGCGAAUAGCAAUACCUCGAGCAGCGGGGUGUCGAUGUUGGCACCGAGUAUAACCAUGAGCGGAACUGGGAGGAUGGGCAACACCCAACGACCUCGCCGAAGUACUUUGUCUGCAACCGGCUCUGACGUGUCAUCCGAUGUGGCGAACGAGGGGUCGGAUGCUCAAGCGCCUGACAAAGCGGCGCGGUCGGAAGGAACACCGACGACAGCUUCUGCUGCCAAAAUUCCGCUUGUUCGGCGCACAAGAGGAGACUGCGAUCAGACGAAGGAGCGUGGGAACGAGGAGGAGGAGGAGGAGGAGGAGGAGGAAGAUGACCUGUUAACUAGAGGCCAGGAAUCGUGGGGAGUUGGCGGGGACUCAAAAGGGGAAGGAACUACGCCGCGGGACGUUUGA
Molecule: messenger RNA, 3615 nt
Organism: Ectocarpus sp. CCAP 1310/34
Lineage: Eukaryota; Phaeophyceae; Ectocarpales; Ectocarpaceae
Source: the annotation of a GenBank genome assembly